This is a messenger RNA of Rodentolepis nana, 1629 nucleotides long. The record is from the annotation of a GenBank genome assembly. NCBI's taxonomy places the organism in Eukaryota, Metazoa, Platyhelminthes, Cestoda, Cyclophyllidea, Hymenolepididae.
AUGAGUUCAAAGGUACCGUCUCCUGAAAAAAAUGGCCAGAAUGGUGAUUUAGUUGUCAAUCAGAGUAAUAAAAGGAUUACUAUUCUCGGUCGCGACAUGAGUUACAAGGACCUUGUUAAUUUGGUUCAAUCAAGUCUCCAGAGUAGUACGUCGAUGGAUAUUGCGGUCGAAGUGUUGGAUAAAAAUAAAGCUGCUAAGCAGAACUCGGCAAAGGGGAAGACUUUUGAUGAAAUCGUCGAAAAACCGCUACCCCAAGGACGAAUGCUUGGUCACAUUGACAAUUUUAAUCAAUUCACUUGGGCUGGCCAUGGAGCGUUUUCGAUCGUUCUUAAAGCCAAGCAUAGAAUCGACCGAUCAAACUACGCCCUUAAGGUGAUUCCAAAUAUCUCAACCAUGAAUCAGCUGUUCGUGGCUUACAGAGAGGUGAAAUCGUUAACGAGGUUGAUUAAUCCGCACGUUGUUCGAUACUAUACCUGUUGGAUGGAGCCAAAUAGGAUUUCAGUUAACCAUGCUGAAUCGGAUAUAUAUGAUGAAAAAGGAUUUAUCAAUCUGAAUAAAAUUAUAAAGAGGUACAACCUAAAUGGCGAUGAAGGUACAACUGAUGAAUAUGAAUCAGAAGAAGAAGAAGAAGAGAGCGAGGUCCCAUCCUCAUACAGUUUCCAUGAAUUGGAAUUGGCUCUACCGGAUCGCCGUGCUCAAUUUACGAAUGAGUACUUAUCGAAAAAUCCUGUAUCUCUAAUCAUUCAAAUGGAGCUAUGCUCCUCAAAUCUCAAAGACUGGCUCACAUCUUGUCCAGAAGAAUUUAGGGAUGAUAAGCCACUAUCAUUGAAAGUUGAAUAUCGUAAACAAGUCCGCUGGCUAUUCGACCAGAUUGUUUUGGGUCUGAUUGCAAUUCACGAAAAUUCGAUUAUUCAUCGCGACAUUAAGCCCGUUAAUAUAUUCAUUCACGGGGUUGGAGAGGGGAAUGAUUUCUAUUUUGCCAGUGGCAAUUGCACGGCUUUCGGUAGUCCCCGUUGCAAAAAUGAGGCCUGCUACCACAGAUUGAUUGUCAAAAUCGGUGACUUUGGUCUUUCAAAAGUGCUUGAUGACUCAGUGCCUAACUUAGAGGAGGAGAAGAAACCCUUGGUAAAAGCAAGCAAAGGUAAUAAAGAAAUGCUAACUGCCAAUAUUGGGACGAUAUUUUACGUCGCUCCCGAAGUCAUUUCAUCCACUGGCGAUCGUUGGACGAAGUACAAUGAAAAGGCGGACAUUUACGCUCUUGGCGUAGUCUUGUUGCAAUUGCUUCAUUAUUGCAAAACUGAGAUGGAAAUGGUUCAGAUAACUGAAGAGGUCAAGUUACCGGAAUAUUUGUACAAACUUUGGCCGGUAGAGGCCGAACUUCUGGCGAAAAUGCUCUCGAAAGAUCCGACUAAUCGACCGAGUGCAUUAGAAAUCAAGACAAUUCUUUCAUCUACCUCUGAGAUUAUAAAUGUCGACUGCUUGGAGGUGAAAGAAUUGCGGGAAGAAGUCGAAUCUCUGAAGGAAAAAUUGGACGGACAGAGAAAGGAGGCUGAUAGAAUGAGAAAUCGAAUAGUUGAGUUGGAGAAGCUGGCCUAUAAAGACUAUAAUACAACUUUAUUCUAUUCAUAA